AUGUCAAAAAACAAAAGUUCUGGCAGUGAUCUGAAACAAGAGGAUGUCUUACAAGCUGUUGUUUUGGCUGAUUCCUUUGAUUUUAGAUUCAGCCCUAUUACACGUUCUGCACCUCGGGUGAUUUUACCACUUGUAAGUAUUCCUAUGUUGGAUUAUACAUUGGAAGCCCUGGAAAAUGCUGACUUUGAUGAAGUGAUAGUUUUUUGCAGCUAUCAUGCUAAAGAUAUUGAAAAACACCUUGAACUCUGGCAGAAGAAAGCUUCAUUCAACCUCAUUGUAUUGACUUUAAAAGGUUGUUUUUCUCUUGGUGAUGCAAUGAGGGACAUUGACAAUCGUAGUCUCUUGAGAAGUGACUUUCUCUUGUUAUUUGGAGAUCUAGUUACCAAUUUGAAAUUAGAUGAACUUAUUGAAGUUCACAAAGCAAAUCGACAAAAGGAUAAAUCUGCUGUGCUUACUAUGGUGAUGACAGAAGUGAAUCCUUCUCAUCCCAGUCGACAUUAUGACAAUGAUUAUCUGGUGGUCGUUUCUCGAGAUAAUAACCGUGUCCGGCAUUUCCAAAGAUCUAGCCAUGAAUUUAAAAUACCAAGUGCUGUAGCAAAAACUGAAGUCAACAUUCUCUUUGGGCUUUUAGACUGUCAUCUUUGCAUCUGUUCACCUGUAAUACCUCAAAUGUUCAUUGAUGAUUUUGACUUUCAAACCAGAGAUGAUUUAAUCAAAGGAGUACUCUUAAAUGAAGAAAUAAUGGGUAAAUCAAUAUAUUUACAUGUGCCUAACGAAGGAUAUGCAUGUCGAGUGAUCAAUCCUCAAUUAUAUUGUGCUGUCAGUCUUGAUAUCUUGAGGAGGUGGUCAUACCCUUAUGUUCCAGAUUUAUUUAUGCCAACAUUAACUAGCAAUAAAGAAAUAUAUCCAGUUUCUUAUCGUAGCAACAACGUUUACCAAGCUAAAAAUGUAGUUUUAGAAAGAGGUUGCAAGCUCUUAAAAAAUGUAUUUGUUGGUCAGAAUACAAAUAUUGAUAGUGGUUCUGUGAUAAGUGAUUCUGUGAUUGGAAAUAACUGCAUUAUUGGGAAGAAUGUAGAAAUCACAGGUGCAUAUUUAUGGGAUAAUGUUAAGAUCUCUGACAGUUGUAUUAUUCAUAGAUCCAUCCUGUGUAGCAACACUGAACUGAAGUCUAAAGUAACUAUAAAAGAUAAUUGUAUUCUUUCUUGGGGAGUUAUUGUAGGUGACAUUAGCAAGACAGUGGUUCUUGAAAGGCAAACCCAGUUGAUACGAGCAUCAGAUUCAGAAGAAGAAAACAAAAAAAAUCCUGACACAGAAACAUAUGGAUCAGAAACUAAUGCUAUAACUUAUGACAACAUUGAUAAUGAUGAUGGCUAUGAUGAAGAAGAUGAAACAUUUACGAAAGAUAAAUGGGGUAUAAAGAUUCUAGGCCCAGAACCUGAAGAUGAUGAUGAUGAUUCUGAUAGUGAUGAUUCUAAUAGUGAUGUUGGUUAUUCGAAUGUUGAAGAAUUUGAGGCAAAUGCAUAUUACCCAGAAUUGAUUGAUACCAUGCAACGUGCUGAAGAAAUGAAUACAAGUCCAGAAAACUUAAUUUUAGAAAUCAAUUCACUCAAACAUUCUUACAAUAUUUCCAUAAAGGAAGUCAAUCAGACUGUCAUGCAGGCCACAAUUGAAAUGCCUUUGAAAAAGAUUCAAAGUGACAGUGCAAAAGAGAUUGCCAAAAGUGUACUUGAUAAUAUCAAAUCAAAGCUUCCAGUAUUGAAGAAUUAUAUUCAGACAACAGAAUCUCAAAGAGAUUGCUUGGAUGUUCUUGAAUCAAACAGCAAGAAAGAUACAAAAAUUGCAAGCAUUUUGUUGGUUCUUUUGCAAUUGCUUUAUGACAAAGAUAUCCUUGAGGAAGACAUUAUUACUGGAUGGUUUAAUGAACUUACAGAUGGCAAAUUGAGACAAAAGGUUUCACGCAAAAAGUUACCUCUCUCAAGCUCACAAAAUAAAUACCUUAUUCCCCCUAAACCCACACUGCAUCACAUUUCCUUUCUCCACCUAAGAAAUGCACCUCCUCUCACUUCCUUAGUUUCCAGUUUCUCCCAUUUGUUUGCUCCAGAAGACAUUGUUAGUCGAGAAGGUCGUUUUUUUCCCCUUCUCAGAAAGUUAACUUAA
Molecule: messenger RNA, 2157 nt
Organism: Acanthosepion pharaonis
Lineage: Eukaryota; Metazoa; Mollusca; Cephalopoda; Sepiida; Sepiidae
Source: the annotation of a GenBank genome assembly